Messenger RNA from Camellia sinensis, 1015 nucleotides. The record is from RefSeq and is a predicted model, not a curated record. NCBI's taxonomy places the organism in Eukaryota, Viridiplantae, Streptophyta, Magnoliopsida, Ericales, Theaceae.
AUACGAAUCCAUUGCUACCUGUGAAAAUGGUUGAACAUCUCAAAAAGGGCAUUGGAGCUUACGGACAGAUGGUGCAUGUUGAAAAAAUUAGUGCCAGGGUUGCCUGCCAUGUUGAAAUCCCAAAUGAACUGUUAGAGAAAAUGAAAUUUGCUCUGAAAUGUAUUGGAAUUACUAGGUUGUAUAGCCACCAGGCGGAGUCUGUUCGGGCUUCCCUUGCUGGCAAGCAUGUAGUUGUGGCAACAAUGACAUCCAGUGGGAAAUCUCUUUGCUACAAUCUGCCAGUACUAGAAGUAUUGUCCCAGAAUUUGUUAGCGUGUGCUCUGUACCUCUUUCCGACAAAGGUGAUGGAUAUGCUUGGACCUAGUUUAUGGGAUGUUUGGAAUAACGACUCCCACGCGAUGUCCAUUGAAAUGGUUGCCUACAUUGCCAUUGAAGCAAUCUCUAUAUUAGAGAAGAUGCACUCCAGAGGAUAUGUGCAUGGAGAUAUAAAGCCUGAGAACUUUUUGCUUGGUCCGCCAAGGACACCUGAUGAGAAAAAACUGUUCCUUGUUGACCUUGGAUUGGGUGGCGUGAUGGUUCUACUGGUCUACAUGUUGAUUAUGAUCAACGGCCAGAUGUUUUUAGGUACCUAGUAUUUACAGCAAUCCUAUAAAGUGAGCGAGUCAUUUCCAUUCAAGUGGAUAAAUAAAAAAUGGAGGGAAGGAUUCUAUGUAACUGCCAUGGCUACUGCAGGAAGUAGAUGGCCAAUUGUCAUGUCUCGUAGGGCAGGAUUUUUUGAUCAGGUUCAGUUAUAAUUUUUGGAGCUUUGCUCAGUUAGAAAGCCAAUUUUCUGGGGAAGAAAACUCAUGGUAAAUUGUACAAGACUACUUGGCAGUAUAAGCAUUUUUGGGAGGAUUAAAUAUUUUUGGAUGGAUGUGUAUGGAUAACAAAUAUUAGUAGUUUUAUUUGUUGAUAGCUGUGCAUGGAUAACAAAUAGUUAUGUUUCAAAUUGUUAUGCUAGAUGGAUGUGACUUGU